Gossypium raimondii (Peruvian cotton) is the source of this 1385-nucleotide messenger RNA. RefSeq lists its product as uncharacterized. The transcript has 9 exons. Lineage: Eukaryota; Viridiplantae; Streptophyta; Magnoliopsida; Malvales; Malvaceae. The coding region runs from base 265 to 1023 and encodes 252 amino acids. Gene Ontology annotation, molecular function: RNA binding. The record is from RefSeq and is a predicted model, not a curated record.
GAAGUAGUGUUCCUUCUUAAACAACGGCAUGGCACUUGAUAAAAAAGUCACGGUUUAAUUUAAGGGAAGCAGAGAAUCGGGCGAACCGGGUAAAGGAGUCGGUUAGGGCAGUUUUAGAAGAUAUAAAAGUAAGAAGAAACAUCUGGAGAGAGCGGCUUUAGGGCGUAAAAGAAAAGAAAUAUAAGCCGUAGAAGAGGGCUCUCUCUUGGUUGAGCUUAUUCCCCCCAUUAUUUCCUUUACUACUCCUUUUCCAAAUCUUUUCAGAUGGAUCGUUACCAGAGGGUGGAGAAGCCGAAAGCAGAGACACCCAUUGACGAGAAUGAGAUUCGGAUUACCAGUCAAGGAAGGAUGCGUAGUUAUAUCACUUAUGCCAUGACUCUGCUCCAGGAGAAGGGAUCGACUCAAGUAGUUUUUAAGGCAAUGGGAAGGGCCAUUAACAAGACUGUGACCAUUGUGGAGUUAAUUAAGAGAAGAAUCGUUGGUUUACAUCAGAUUACAUCAAUUGGAUCCAUGGAUAUAACAGAUAUGUGGGAGCCGCUGGAGGAAGGACUUCUUCCAUUGGAGACCACCAGGCAUGUGUCAAUGAUCACUAUAACCCUUUCGAAAAUAGAAUUGAAUACGUCCUCUGUUGGGUACCAGCCCCCAUUACCAGCUGAUCAGGUGAAAGCAUCCACAGAAGUCGAUCAUGAAGGAGCAGAGGGCUCACCUAAUGACCGAGGUAGGGGUCGUGGUGGUAGAGGAAGGCCGAGGAGUAGAGGGAAUGGUUUUGUCUCUGCUGAGUAUGAGGAUGGAAGCUGGGACCGCACUCGUGGCUAUGCUAGGGGUAGAGGUCGAGGAAGAGGACGUGGGGUCCGGGGCCGUGGACGUGGAGGAUACAAUGGACCUCAGUUCGAUAGGCCGCAAGAUGAAGGCUACAAUUUUGAAGCCCCUCCCCAAGGUGGCCGUGGUCGUGGCCGUGGCAGGGGAUACCGUGGAAGGGGCCGUGGGUUUAGAUCUAAUGGGCCAAUCCAUGCAGCUGCAUGAGGUGGUGUGUGGCAUUCCUUGAAUGAUACGGAAAUGAUGGUGUUGGAUGCUAUGCAUAUCUAGUUAUAUGUUUAUGAAUUUUUUCUCCUUUUCGUUUAUCUUGUCUGUUCUUUAUUUUAUAGUCUUAGGGUGUUCUCAUUUUUUUCUUCGUUGUUUAUUACUGGCAGUUUUAACUUUAGGAUGUUUUCGUGUUGAUGUUCAUGGGUAGUCUUAGAAUAGUUGCAUUUAAGGUUUUCAAUAGUGCAGCCGCCUCACACCAUGUCUUCUUUUUUGGUUUAUUUUGUAGCCUUAGCUUAUAUGUUUUGAACAAUUGUAAACAGAAAUUUUUUCCCUUUUUAAUUUGUUUUAGAGUUUGCUACUUA